AUGACGUCCCUCGAAUACCAGCCUGGCCCUGCGGCGGAACCGGAUGACCAUUGGGGGACCGUGUUCCUGUCCAUGCGAGAUGCUUCCGGACAGGUUCCUAUCAACUACAUAACCAGUCCCGGGAUCUACGUCACAAAGGCCUGCUUUUCUGAUGGCGUCUACGAUGACCUCCCGGCUCAAACAUGCAUAUCAGAUCUAUUUGCAAGCCAAUACCGCCGGCUGAUCAUCGAUCUCUACUGGGAUAACAUCAACCGUCAAUUCAGUCUGUGCCCAGUUGAGCUUCCUCCUUUGGUGGGCAAUGCGACGGCUGGUUACAGUGUGGAUUCGUCGGCACUGUAUUCAAUCACGGCAUCCACUUCUUUUGAAACUCCCGUCUCGUCCACCACGGUAGUGUCAAAUGCAUCGGUGUCCCUUGUUCCUAGCCUCGAAAUUCGACAGGCCUCGUCGUCUUUGCUGGACAACUCCACCUCACCGCUCACCACUACCUCUCCCUCGAUAACUAGGAGUAUUACUACCACGGCGACGAGCGAUGUGGCCAUCCCAACGGCGACUGGUGUCACAGGUGGAACUUUACUCAAACUGGGACCUUACAUGUGUAGUCUGGACUUGAACAUCGGUUCCGUCAUUUCUUUGUACAAUGAUUACUUUGACCACACCUCAGACACUAUCUCUGCACGACUACAUUUUCUCGAUAUCAAUCUACACGCCGCAGCGCCGUUCACCGACCCUUCCUCGCCCGCGCACACCCCGAUGCCGGGUCGACUACCUCAUUCCGACGAGCUGAUAGGCGCUCAAUUUCAGGCCGCACUCGGUAGGGAUAUAUACAAACCGCAAGACUUGCAAGAAGAUCGAAGGAAUCUGAACAAGUCGUGGUUCCGGGAUGAUUACCGAGUAACGACAGACGCAAAUUACUUUCGUACAGAGCCAACAGGACAGGAUGACGUCCUUUCCACACCAGAUGGCUGGCCUGGACAAGAUUGGAUUCUCCUUACCGACAGCCGGAGGCUUCUGCUGAGUUGGGACCAGAUCGAUUCGCAGAUGGCAGCGUACGACUUUCUGACCGAGUCGAGCAGCAUCUUCAACGCGACUGAGCUUUUUUCAACUCCGUCUGUCGAAUGGAGUGACACGGGCGUGGUGACUUCAGGCUGCUAUUAUCGUCCGGGCGAUACGACAAAUGCCUCCUGGGCGAUUGCGACCAUCCAGGACACCAGUCCCAAUGCGCUCUCUCUCCUUGCCGGAAACUUGUCCGCAUGUGGCUACUCACCGAUAAUAAACAUGACUUUGGACGGCUUGUCUGUACAGAAUAAUUUGGCCUCGUACCGGGAUUUUGCCCAAUCGACAGUCUUUGGUUGGGCUCCGGGUCAGCCACUUAACACGUCCUCGGUCAAGAACAAUGGAAAGAGUGACGACCAGCUUCGGUGUGCAGUUAUUGAUUCAACGAGCCAAUUCCAAGGACGUUGGCGGCUAGAGUCAUGCCAAAAGUCACGGCGAGCUGCAUGUCGCAUUGCAGGCGUGCCAUAUGCAUGGCGCCUUUCUACCUUCGAUGUCCCUUAUAGUGCGGCGCCAGAUGCAUGUCCGGAGCAUACCUCAUUCGACCUCCCUAGAACGGGGCUGGAAAACACGUACUUGUAUCGGCAGAUAUUGAAUGAUACGAAUCCCCCAGAUGACGAUUCGGACAAGAUCUUGUCGGGUGUCUGGAUUGAUUUUAACUCGCUGGACGAGGAAGACUGCUGGGUGUUGGGCGGUCCCAAUGCGACAUGUCCUUACUUGGACUUUCAGCAAGAAGAUCAACAAAGACAGAUUCUCAUUCCGACAAUAGCAGCAUUGAUCAUCCUGAUACUGACUGUUUUGACAAUUCUGGUCAAAUGUAACCAGAACCGAAGGAAUAGCAGGACACGAAGACGAGGCGAUAAUGGAUGGGAGUAUGAGGGUAUUCCGUCUUGA
Fonsecaea nubica is the source of this 1944-nucleotide messenger RNA. RefSeq lists its product as hypothetical. The record is from RefSeq and is a predicted model, not a curated record. The coding region runs from base 1 to 1944 and encodes 647 amino acids. Lineage: Eukaryota; Fungi; Ascomycota; Eurotiomycetes; Chaetothyriales; Herpotrichiellaceae. The transcript is spliced from 2 exons.